Molecule: messenger RNA, 1550 nt
Organism: Lactuca sativa (garden lettuce)
Lineage: Eukaryota; Viridiplantae; Streptophyta; Magnoliopsida; Asterales; Asteraceae
Product: vacuolar protein sorting-associated protein 26B
Biological process (GO): intracellular protein transport
Source: RefSeq, a predicted model, not a curated record
GAAGAAUGGGCCUAAAAACUACCGGAUUCGAUUUCCACGCCACGCGCCAGUAGGCAGUAGAGGAAAUCGUCACGACGGACAUCUGGCACUUGUCUUCUUCUAUUGCCUAAACAUUGGGGUCGUCGUCUCCGCCCCCCUCUGUUGCUCUAUUGCUGCUUGCCAUAAUCAACUCUUCGGAUCACUUGCUCAGCACUCAGAUCCGUCCAUAAUCUUCCCCGACUAACUUUCAGUCUCAGUAGCAGAUUGGAAGCCUUUUCUUAAAAUUUGUAAUCAUGAUUAGGGUUUUGACCUCUUGAAUUUAAUCAAUUUGCAUAUCUAUACCGUGCUAACUUGCACGUCAAUGCUCUGAAUAAUUCAAAUCGGAAACAGUGAAUUUAGGGCUCUGAGAGUGGAAAUUGAUUUGAUCGUUAGCAGGCAGCAGCAUGAAUUACAUUUUAGGAGCUUUCAAGCCGGCUUGUAAUAUUUCAAUCUCAUUUGCCGAUGCCAAAACUCGCAAGCAGGUUCCAUUAAAGAAGGAAAAUGGUCAGACAAUACUGGUCCCCCUCUUCCAAAGUCAAGAAAACAUUGCUGGAAAGAUUUGUUUAGAACCCUCGCAAGGAAAGAAGGUUGAACACAAUGGUAUCAAAAUAGAGCUCCUUGGGCAGAUCGAGAUGUAUUUUGACCGAGGCAACUUCUAUGAUUUUACCUCCCUUGUUCGUGAACUGGAUGUUCCUGGUGAAGUGUAUGAAAAGAAAACAUAUCCUUUUGAAUUUUCAACGGUUGAAAUGAUGUACGAGACAUACAAUGGAGCAAACGUGCGACUUAGGUAUGUGUUAAAGGUGACCAUCAAUCGUGGUUAUGCUGGCAGCAUAGUGGAAUACCAAGAUUUUGUGGUGCACAACUACACCCCAGCUCCAGACAUCAACAAUAGCAUUAAGAUGGAAGUUGGAAUCGAAGACUGCCUUCAUAUCGAGUUUGAGUACAACAAAAGCAAGUAUGAUCUAAAAGACGUGAUCAUUGGGAAGAUAUAUUUUCUGCUUGUUAGAAUAAAGCUGAAGAAUAUGGAUCUUGAGAUCAGAAGACGGGAAUCCACUGGUUCUGGGGCUAACACUCAUGUGGAGACAGAAACCCUAGCAAAGUUUGAGCUCAUGGAUGGAGCUCCUGUCAGAGGUGAGUCGAUUCCAAUCAGGCUGUUCCUGAGCCCAUAUGAACUCACACCAACACACCGCAAUAUCAACAACAAAUUCAGUGUGAAAUAUUAUUUGAAUCUGGUGCUUGUUGAUGAAGAAGAUCGCAGGUACUUUAAGCAGCAGGAAAUCACAAUAUUCCGGACUCCGCCUCAAUCCCCCUGAUUCCGCUUGCUUCAUUUAGAAUCUCAUACAUACUCUGUUAACAAAACACAUUUUUCAUUUGUAUAGGUAAAAACAUUUGUGUUUAUUCUUUUUUUUUUUUUUUUGAUACUUUUGUCUUUUAACCGUUUCUUAUUGAGAUUAUUGUUGUUAAUGAAUAUGAUGAAACGGCAAGUUAAUCAUUUGUAAUUGUUUUAAACCAACAAUUUGGCCCUUUUUUUA